UCCCGGGUGGGGGCGGGGCGAGGGCAGCGAACCUGGGAAGCCUAUCUGACCGCGCAGUUCGCACUGCCGGGUCUGCGGCGGGCCCCGAAAGGGACCCCCAGCCGCUCUCCUGAUGGGGCUGUGUUUUCCCUGUCCUGGGGAGACCGCGCCUCCCUCGCCGGACCUGGAAGAGAAAAGAGCAAAGCUUGCAGAGGCUGCAGAGAGAAGACAGAAGGAGGCUGCAUCUCGGGGCAUUCUGGAUGUUCGGUCUGUGGAAGAAAAGAGAAAGAAAAAGGAAAAAAUAGAAAAACAAAUGGCUGAAUCUGGGCCCCCACAAGAAGGUGGACUUAGGACUCCAUCCUGAGGAGCGGCACUUGGCACCUGGGAGGCUAACAUCCCUUCCCGUGAAGGUAACACAUGAUCCAGGACUUUGACUGGCAGAAGGCUCAGAGCAAAAAAUCCAAGUGCUGCCUGCAGGUGCGGUAACAAAAGUAAAGGUGGAGACACGCGUGGCAAAGAGUCCCCAAAGAAGCUUGUAAUCCAUACAGAUUGUCAAGGCUCAGCUGUGGAGGUGACUGGGGCAUUCCCUGAUUCCCAAGACAUCAGCAAAGUCCUUUAAUCAGCACGUACAUUGUUCUGUUCUGUCUAUAAUAUUAUUCUUGAAUAUUAAGCAGCUGGUGAUUCAGUGCCAUCUGGCACUUCCUGGGUAAGCACAGCUCUGAUACAGUACAAAUGUGUCGGGAGUAAGGGAAAAUAGUUCCCCAGGAAGAUAAUGUGUCAGGAUAAGUCAGGGAAGCUGGGUGAGAGUGUGGGACAAGCUCGAAGACCCACUCACUCAAGGAUGAAUAGAAAAAGAGGGGGUGGUAGGCUACCAAAUGCUUUGUGCCCCUGACCUUCAUUGUCCAUACAGCCUAUAAGGACGUACUUCUGAGAGCUGUGGGUUUUUUGUUUCUCUCAGCAACAAUGUUGUGAAGCAUGGGCCUGUGAUACAUAGAGGAGGUUGCACUGAGAUGACAACACGACAACAGCCCACACAGGUCAAACCAGCUGUCCCCGGCAUUCAGAAUCCCUAGAGAUGGAGCACGUAGAGUGUGAUAGAGGAACUUUGGAGUUUUCUUAAUUUUUUUCCUCUUUUUUGCUAAGAGAGAGGAUGUCAUUGAAAUGGAACCACAGGCUUUUGCCUAUGUCAGACUUACCAGAGCUUUCUGUGGCCAUGCCAGAAAAUGCAAAACAGUCUACAAAGGAAUCUAACCCAUGACUUCAGACCUUCUAGAAUCAACCACCAGGUAGAAAGAGUAUCAAGAGAGAUGUCUCAGAGAUGAAGGUUAAAUGUCCUUAUUUCAGAGUAGAGCUAGAAGAUGAUUUAUGAGAACAUGUGUGCCGGACUGGGCUUGGGUUUCCAGGCCCUGGAGGAAAGAUACGGGUCACGUGGCCCAUACCCCAAGAGCAUGCCCAGGAUGGUGAAAAACCCAGGAAACCUUGCUUGCUGGAAGGGCUGAGUGACCUCCUUUGAGUUAUUGGCUGCCACUUAAUCUAAACAAAUUUUAUAUAUGCCAGGCUUUUCCUGUAUACUCCGGAAAGUAGAUAUUUCUAUCUCCAUUUUAUAGACAAGGAAAUAGGCUCACAGAAGAGUGGUGAUUUACCAUACAACACUGUUCAAAUAUGGCGGAGCUGGGGAGGGAAAGUCUAGACUGGGUGGUGAGGAAUAUACAUGACCUAAGCUACAAAGUAUAUCUUAGAGAUGAGCAAUCCAAUGCAUUCCCCAUUUUUUUCCACAGAUGAGAAGGAGCUCUGAAAUAAUAUCAUGGCUUGCCCAAGCUGGCUUUACCCAGAUUGACUGAGUCUUAACUUUGUUGAGCCUUCAGAGGCUACUGUGUGCUAGUUACUGGGCCAAGUAUGGUCUCUAGUUUUCCAGCAAAUCUGUCACAGAUGCCACGAAUCCCCUCUGUACAGAUGAGAGAAUCCCUUCUCCCAGUAGCUGCAUGGCUUCCUCAAAGGGACAUAGAAGUACCAAGGCUGCAGCAUAUAUUUUAUUCUAAAAUCUACAUUCUUUAUACAUCUCAUGCUGAGAAAGUCUGUCUGCAAAACAUAUUCAUUAAGAAAUAACUUAGUCCCAUUCUAAUUAAUCAAAAACAAAGCUGUGCUCUAUAGAACACAAAUUGAUUAGUAUAAAGAAACAAUUAUUAUACUAAUUUGACCUAGGUCCUGAUAUUUUGGUGAGCCCAGGCAUCUCUGGUGAAGCUACCUUUGGUGAAGAUGCAAGUUCCAUUUUGCUUUCUGAGAUGCUGAAAUUAGCCUAUGGGCCCCCAUGUCUACAAGCAAAGAUGUGGGGAUCUAGAUAUCUCAAGGUGGGAACUGCUUUGUUACAUUAAUAUAAAAAAUAAUUCCCAUCGAUAUUAUAUUUGAUAAUACUUUAUACUGAGUCAAAUAAUAAGCCUCCGGGAGUUUACACAUACGUCUUUAAUUAAAAGCACAGACCAACCAUGAAGAUUGGCUUUCCAUUAAGGUUCCCAGUGAAAAUCUGUGAGUUGUUAAAGGGGUUAUGAAUCUCUUCCUACAGAAACACGAGCACUAUAAACACACAAGAGGUAAUGAGCACCAAGCUUUUCUCUCUGAGAGGGAAAAAUUACAAAAGAGAAAUGAUAGAUGGUGCUUGCUAGAAAUUUUAAUUAAACCUGUGAGUGAAAAAUUCUGAAUCAGGCCAAGGGUCAGCUGCACUCAGAUGUGACCUGCUAGAAAAGCAGAGGCGGGACCCACGUCAGGAAAUGGAGAUCCUGUGAGAACAGCCAUAAUAUCCUUGAAUUUCAUUUAAUCCAGCACUCCACAAGGUCUAGCUCUGAAGGGCCCUCUGGGAGACGCCCCCCCAGCUGAGUGAAUAACUCUGAAUACAAAGAAAUCUGCUCUUGGUUGCUUAGUGACAGUGGAGUGUAGACCCCAGCAUCUUCAGUGUGUGUGUGUGUGUGUGUGUGUGUGUGCGUGCACGCACACGCGCGUGAGCUGUCCCUUGUUUGUUGGAAGGCUGUGUACUCUGGCAGGCUGCACUGCUGCCCUUGCUGCAGUAAUUAAGUAACGAAAAGUCCUGACCAUGGAAGAUGCCAUAAUUUCUCCAAGAACUAUGAUUAAAGAAUAACCACUCUCCAUCUAAAGAUCAUAGUGCAGGUUCCCUCUCCUAUUGCUUGCUCUACCAAAAGGGCAUUUAGGGGGUGGAUCUUUUCUCAUCCAUACUUCCAUCUCUUAUAAGUUUCCUGACACUGGCCUGGUCUGUUAAUUUCUAUGGUUCUUACCCAUAGAUCUAUCUAGCUUUGGGGGCUCUCAGAAGGUCAAAUGUCCUUAAUUCAAAGGGCUUUAUCAAUCGUCAUGCCUUAAAUAAAAAACAUAAAGUACUGUGACUAUUUUUUUCCUUUGUUUCUAAACUUCACUUGCUCUCCUUAUUCCUACUUUUUGGAACUUAAGAGACUUAACGUGGUUGAUUGAAUUCAAUCUUGAAUCCAAGUUACAAUUACACUGCUUGCAAGUCAACACAUUUGAUGUGUAUGUCUCCUGUAUGGAUUAUAGUACAACAAAAACAAAAGCCACAGCUCAGAAGAAGAGAUGGUUUUAGUAUCCAUAACUCUUGUAUCUUUAAUUUUUACUACAAAUUACAGAAUCAAAGCCUUAAAUCCAAGGCCACAAUGAAUGUUUGAUGAUCAGCCGUGUGGUCACUUAGCUCACCCCUGAUCUCUGUGAUGUUUACUCUGACCUCCUGGGAAAGAUACAGUCCACCUAUAGUACCUCAUAUCUUCCUUUAGAGUAGUAGAAAUGUAGUUGGCACACAUCUGCCCAAUAUAAAGGUCGCCUACCUCGUCUCUCCUGCAGGGAGAUGAGUCAAGUCGGGAACUUAAGUGGCACAGGCACUAUGUCCUUUCAUCAUUCUUUCCUCCAUGUUUCUGCCUGGGGCACAGAGAUAUCUUAGACCAUGUGUCUGAUGGCAGAGUCUUGAGCUGGAGAAACCCUGAGUCCCUGAGGACUUGGAGGAGCAGAGUCAUCCAACCAGCACUGGACUUUGACAGUAGAGAAAUAAACAUCUAUCUUCUUUAAGUUACCAGUGUUUUGUGUGUUUCUAUUACUCACAGCCAACAAAGGAAAUUACUUUCCACAUCUUUGUUUUCAGAGUCCCUCAACUUUCAAGAAUUCUGCAUUAUGUCUCAACAAUAUCUGUUUAUUUCAGUGCAAUACAGCUGAAAAUAUUAGGCAACUCUCAUAUGCAAGACCAAGUAGUGGAGAGUCCGUACUGAGAGAAAUCAGUGAGCAACUACAACAUGAGUCUUACUCCUACAGUCCUUACUGGUGAAGAAGGAGAAGUAUAGGGUGCUUGGGAUAAGUGCAACUUAACAAAGAAACUGAAUUUAACAGGGACCCAACAUGAUGAGGAAGGAAGUUUCGUUGGAUGGCAAGACAUUAGGAAUAAUGACUAAACAAUGAGAUGUUAGGCAACGGGCAGAGAGAGGAGGUGCAUUCCAGAAAAAAGAACAGUAUUUCCAAAGACCUUUGAGAAACAACACAUGUGCUGAAAGAAGAGAAGUCCAGUAGUUGGGGCAGAGCAAGAAAGACACCAGAGGUAAGGUUAGAGGAAGUCAGGUUCCAGAACCUUCCACUUUAUUCUCCAUUGUCUCCCCAUCACUUUCUAAAAUAGGGCAAUGGACCAAAAAAAUGAGAAAGAGGACAAGAGUUCAUCAGGAAGAAAAUUCUAGGGCCUACUUUCUCACAAUUUUUCAUGUGGGUGAGGAGUUAGAAUUUACACCUACACCACAGAAUCAAAGUAUUCCCAGAUUCUCGUUCCCCCGCCCCAAAAGGAAAAACACUGAAGUGAGAAAAGACAACAUUUAAUGG
Zalophus californianus (California sea lion) is the source of this 4848-nucleotide messenger RNA. It is a transcript of the gene SVIP, whose product is annotated as small VCP interacting protein. Gene Ontology annotation, biological process: negative regulation of retrograde protein transport, ER to cytosol; positive regulation of autophagy; negative regulation of VCP-NPL4-UFD1 AAA ATPase complex assembly. The record is from RefSeq and is a predicted model, not a curated record. Gene Ontology annotation, cellular component: endoplasmic reticulum membrane. Lineage: Eukaryota; Metazoa; Chordata; Mammalia; Carnivora; Otariidae. The coding region runs from base 113 to 343 and encodes 76 amino acids. The transcript has 4 exons.